AAUAUUGUUACAUUUCGUUCUUGUGAGAAAAGUUUGAGCAAGUUGUCGUCAUGUCUGGCCGAGGAAAGCAAGGUGGGAAAGUGCGAGCCAAGGCCAAGUCUCGCUCUUCUCGUGCGGGGCUGCAGUUUCCCGUGGGCCGUGUGCACCGGCUGCUGCGUAAGGGCAACUACGCGGAGCGUGUGGGCGCCGGUGCCCCCGUUUACAUGGCCGCGGUGCUGGAGUAUCUAACUGCUGAAAUCUUGGAGCUGGCUGGCAACGCCGCCCGGGACAACAAGAAAACCCGCAUCAUCCCCCGCCACUUGCAGCUGGCCAUCCGCAACGACGAGGAGCUGAACAAGCUGUUGGGCAAAGUCACCAUCGCCCAGGGUGGGGUCCUGCCCAACAUCCAGGCGGUGCUGCUGCCCAAGAAAACCGAGAGCCAUAAGGCUAAGGGCAAGUGAGGCUGCCGCGUCCCCUGGGGGAGAAGUUUCCCCGUGACUCGAUCUGCGUGAACCCAAAGGCUCUUUUAAGAGCCACCCACAAAUCCAUAAAAAGAGCUUCAGUCCCUUAUAGUUCCUAGAAAGUCUGUACUAGACUAUAGAGCUGUGGUACUGAAAUGGGACGCUUAAUGUUCGUGGUGUAAACGGAACAAAGCAGUCCCAAUUCGUACAGGGCGAAAAGAAAAUAGAGAUCCAUGAAAUCCGGCAAAGAUAAAGGUUUCGUUUUAAGAGUUCGAGGUGGUAGAUGAAAGCUGUGAAUUAGUUUUCUCUCCCAGGUUAUGAGGUCAAGAGCUGGAGCUGCCCCAUGAGUGAGAAGGCCAACAAUGUUAAGAGUAAAUGAAUAGGACAGGAGACCCCUCAUUUCUGUCUUUGGUGAAACACCCUCCUCCUUUGGCCUGGCUCGCAAUGAGCUGCAGCCGGCUGGAGAAGAAAGGAAACAUUGUUUCCAAGGGCGGAACUUUCCAAACCUCUUCAGACUUCCCGCCACGCACACAUCCCCUCCGUUCUCAUUCAGCAGCCACAAAGCGAAUUCACUCCUUAGAAAACGUGCCCCUUUGGGGGGGGGGGAGAAGAUCAGAGAUGCUAAAAGACAUGCAAAGGGUCACACAAAGCAGCCUCUCUGGCAUAGAAUCCAGAUCUCGGGACAUGUGCUUUAAUCAUUAGAUUAUAACCCCCCCCCCCCAACAACAACCACCCGGAUCCUGCUUCUACGGGGGUCAAUGAAGCGGGGGAUCAGGACAGAACAAACCAUGUGGUUAGGAAUAAGAGCUUCCCGCCUGCCCCAUAGUCUAGCUCGCCUUUUGCUAGAGCCGGUAUCAAAGCCCCCUACCCUGUACUUAGGACUUCGUAUCAUACGUUG
Molecule: messenger RNA, 1338 nt
Organism: Chelonia mydas (Green sea turtle)
Lineage: Eukaryota; Metazoa; Chordata; Testudines; Cheloniidae
Product: histone H2A.J-like
Exons: 1
Coding region: 51-440 (129 amino acids)
Cellular component (GO): nucleosome
Molecular function (GO): DNA binding; protein heterodimerization activity; structural constituent of chromatin
Source: RefSeq, a predicted model, not a curated record